AUGUGCAUUUCUAAUUGCCAAACAUGUACCGAUAACAUUUACUGUUGUUUAUGUGCUGGCAAAGCUAAGCUCCAAGAAGACAAGAAAAAUGUUACACAACGUAAAUGCACUAUUGCAAAUUGCUUGGAGUGCAAUAACAAUAAUGAACGCAGUAAAUCUAUUGACAACUUUGAGUUGAGUGGAACACCUCCAACGUGCACUUCUAAAAAUGGAGCGUGUGGAGAUGGGUACUAUGGAGAAGCUGGAAAUUGUCAGAAAUGCAGUGUGAGUGGAUGCAAGAGAUGUAGUGAUGGUGAAACGUGUGAUAUGUGCAGUGGAAUUAUGAAUUUGGAAUUUAACAAGAAAAAGUGUUCGAAUGAUUGCCCAAUUGGAUAUUUCGCAGAUAACCAAAAGUGCUUGAAAUGUGACGAUAAGUGCAAUAAAUGUCAAGCAUUGGACGUGUGUGAUGAGUGUAAUGAAAACUUCAAAUUUAAAGUAGAAGGAAAAUGUUAUAAUGAAUGUCCUGAACACUACUUUGAAGGAAAUGAUAUGUGCAACAAAUGCAGCAACAAUUACCAAACUCCUUGCAAUACAACUGAAUGUGAAAAAUGCACCGCACCACAAAACAAAACAAAAAAUGGUGUUGACAAGAUAGUUAUAUUUGUUGCUAUGGUUGUACUGCUUUUUCUUUAA
Molecule: messenger RNA, 672 nt
Organism: Entamoeba invadens IP1
Lineage: Eukaryota; Evosea; Mastigamoebida; Endamoebidae
Exons: 2
Coding region: 1-672 (223 amino acids)
Source: RefSeq, a predicted model, not a curated record